Leucoraja erinaceus (little skate) is the source of this 12588-nucleotide messenger RNA. RefSeq names its product APC membrane recruitment protein 3 (gene amer3). Gene Ontology annotation, biological process: regulation of canonical Wnt signaling pathway. Bases 542 to 3679 code for a protein of 1045 amino acids. Gene Ontology annotation, cellular component: plasma membrane. Lineage: Eukaryota; Metazoa; Chordata; Chondrichthyes; Rajiformes; Rajidae. The record is from RefSeq and is a predicted model, not a curated record. Gene Ontology annotation, molecular function: phosphatidylinositol-4,5-bisphosphate binding; beta-catenin binding. The transcript has 3 exons.
CACAUGGCAACGCUCGGGUAGGUUGUUAUUACGGUUUCGGGGUUUAUUCCGUUUUUAAUUUCACCACUGAUCCACUCACUCACGUUGAAUGUAUUGAUUCAUCGCGGGUAUUUUUUUUUAUUUUCCCUGGCGAAGAUUUUCCUCCAAGUGCCAGAUACGUUUGUGCCUGUGCGGAGGCGGCUGCACCGAGUUUGCAUAUAGACCGGCAAUGAUUGCAAUGAAUGGCAUAAGCAGACUCACACGUUAAAGUGCCCAGUCCUUCUCUGAGGUUCCCUAGACUUCGACGCAGCCGACCAACCCGCCGUGUUACAGGUAUGAUGGCUUCCGACAGAUCAGGGCGAAUGCCAAGAGCAGCGCAGCGUGUCUGAAGCAAAUAGAUCUUAAAAUGAUUACCAUCACCGGGACCUUUGUGCAAGAUUUUGAGAGAACGGGCGAACUGUAUCCCAAAUCGAAUCGUCCCGCAUCAUAAAACGGUAAAUGGCAUGGGACAGGAUUGCUGAAAGGCGGAUGGGAUUAUUCAGAGAACAUAUAACGUAUUACAAUGGAUGCAAAAAGAACAAAAAACUUUCGGAAGUACAGCCUGCAACAAGCUGUUAAAAAUGCAGAGACCUUCAUUGAUAUUGACUUUGAGAGACGGUCACUCAAUAAAUAUUCAUUUACUGGUGGAGGAAGCUGCAUUGAUGAAAAAGUGAAGAAAUUGUUUUUGAGAGCAGGGCAAGCUCGGAGCAUUACAAGUGCCUCUGCACAAGGAGACAAGGGGGAUGAUCGGCAUGGACUUUGGAAUGUGCAGAGGUCUGUACGAAAAAGCAAGACCCAUGACUGUUUUCUAUCCAUGGUGCAAGAUGGUGAUCAUACUCAAGUGGAUAAACCCCAUGAAAGUAAGAUGAUAACAUCAGAUGAAAAACAUAAAGAUAGGAUUAUUAAUGCUGUAAAUUUCUCAGAAAUUGCUGUGCCCACUGGGCCUUUUGUUAUGAAUAGAUUGUGUGAAAGCAAGGCAAAAGCCCAAUCGAAACAUUCAGUAAUUGACCUUCCAAGUCCUUCCUCACAAUCACUUCCAUCAAUCACAAAAUGCAUAGCAAAUAGACGACUUUCACUGAGAAAACCCAAAAGAGGAUUCCGAGGCCUAUUUACAAUAAGAAGAAACAGGCAGGAAAAAGUACCUUUGAGAACAAAGGACAACAAAGCAGAUUCCAAAAUUUUCAGCAGUAAAGUGACAUUAAGACCCAACAAAAGUAUAUCCAGAAGUUCAAAGAUUUUAACUCAUGCUGGUGAUUCUUUAGCACAAUAUUUUACUGACAGUGACCCUCCCUCAGACUCAUCUUUUGAAUGUAGUAGCACACUCUGUGAGGAUGUUGCUUCUCUGAAGAGCUUUGAUUCCCUCACAGGUUGUGGGGAAAUCUUUGCUGAUGAGGAAACGACUGACCAGCUGGAGGCAGGUCACAAUUUAAAAAAUGCAACUGAAAAAUGUGAAGACAAACAGGCUCCUUCAGGUGAAUCUUUUCAAGGCGGAGGAGAACAACUUGCAUCACCGGGACAAACGGAUGGCUUGGAGCUGAAUGUAUUUUGGAAAAAUAUAAGCAACUCUGACGAAGUACGUGAAACAGUUCAGGAACCCACCAUCAAUGAAGAACCCAAACACUCCUUGGGACUCAAUGCUGAGGUUGAACAGUUAGCUCUUGCACCUUUAGAAUUUCAAAACGUCACAGAGAAAGAAGACGUUGAGGAAGCUGAAAAAAAUGUAGUUGCCUACGUGGAACUCGGAACACCACAGAGCGACCAUCAGGAAUCAACAUCAACCAGUGACGAAGGAUACUAUGAUUCAUUUUCUCCAGGGCACGAAGAGGAUGAAAGCAAACGUUCACAGAGUCCAUGUGUAAAUAGACAGUUUCCCAGAGACAGCUACAGUGGUGAUGCCCUCUAUGAACUUUUCUGUGAUCCAGAGGAGCCCAGGAUGAGUCCUAUCUUAGAUGAAGAAGGCUCCUCAUUGCAAAACAUUGUGGCUCAACCCCAAACUCCAUUGUCUAUGUAUAGUUUUUGUGUAGGAGCUGAAGAAAACAUGGCUCCAUCUCCUACUGUGGAUAUAAACUGUCACGAGUUCUUCCAAGGCAGUUGGAAAGGUAAAGAAUGCUUAUUAAAGCUGUGCGACACUGAACUUUCUUUGGCAAUGGGACUAGUAAACUGGCUUAGGCAAAAGACAGAAGUAAAUGAGUUUGGUUUGAACAUUCAAAAUAACACUGAGAAUCAUGACCAAACAAGAACAGACAUAAUCAAUUUAACAAAUAGGUCUGCUGCCCAUUCUGUUUCCCACAUUGAUGGAGUUCCAAAGGAGAGUGGGGUUAGCAAUUUUGCCAAAGCCACAUCAGUUAUACAGAAUGGAAAAUUCGAAAAUAAAAUGAAACUUAAUGAUCAAAAUGCAACAUCCUCAUUUGUUAUAUCAACGAACGAUGUUCAAUCAUCCAUUAACUUAAUGUCCAGGGGCAAUGAUUCUGAGCCCUCAGAGAAUAACCAUCGCUCUGCAAACAAAGUUAUCCCUGUAUUAACGAGAAAUGUGCUAUUGAAAUCUCCCCCUCAAGGAGAGUUGAACGAGACAUUGGAAACAGCACUAGAAAACACAACAACAUUGGAGCCCAUGAUCAUUGUGAAAAUCAGUAAAACUAUUCUUUGCCCAAAGUGUCGAAAAUCAGUAGAGUCCAAUCUUCCUGAAGUGAUGCUGUGUUCUUCUUGCUUUUCAGUUGUUGGAAAACGCAGCAUAUCUGAUGUAUUGAGCACUUAUGAUAAUAAAGAUUGCCAUUCAGGACCAAAUAAGGAUGAUCAGUACAAUUCCAGCAAACCAAGGCAACAGGAUACAGACCAUUAUGUGUCUCAGCUGCUGGAGGACUGUAUUAGAAAUGUUGCAUCCUUGAAAAUCAAUACUGGUGAGACUAGGCAGUUCGGUAAGGAAGCUACCAUUGAGGACUGCCUAUUUGAACUUGGUUUGCAAGCCGAUCAACAACACAAAGAAAGAAAAAAUAUUGGACGAUCUGAAAACAAUUUGAAUCACAACGGAAGAACUCAGAAAACAAAUGAAGCCACAAAUAAUUGUGCACAGGACAGUACCAGGAAGACAAAGGAAAAUGUUUCUGCUUUAAGCCCUGGGUUUAAUGGACUGGAAUCAAUUCAAAAAAUUAAGAUACCGGCAAGUUCAGAUACGCAUCAGCCUACAUCCUUGAUUAGAGAAGCCAAAGAGAAAGCUGUGUUAAGAAAAUCAAUGCAGUGCAGCAAUAGUAUUGUUUUAAACUCUGACGAUGCAUGGUCUCUCUCUCAGGAUGCAGCUGAUGAAUUACAGUAUGAAAUUAUUUGUGAUGGAAACACGAAAGCCACAUGUCCUAAGAGGAAAGGGUGCAGCUCAAAUGUCAGUGAAAGUGCUUUUACAUCUUCUCGACCUUCCUGCUUGCCUCUUUCAAAAUCUGUUUGCUCCAGUCUCCAAAGAGGUUCUCUCCAAGUAGAAAACCCCAAACGUUGUAAGAAAUCUUUCUCUCAUCAUGGCGGUCUUUGUUUCACCUCAUCUCCCAGCUCGUCUUCUCUUCAGCCAACCUCUAGAGACGAGGCACUUGCAUCGCAGGGUAUAUGUGGCCACAUCAGCACUCAAGAAGAUGGCAAUCACAAAGAAAGAGAGAAAUCUGAGAAGAUCAAACAAUGACUGAACCACUGGUCUUCACCCUCUGCGGACAAAGGAAGCGGAGAGAACCACGUUCAUCACUGACCACAAGGGAGAAGACAGCAACGAGAUUGUACUGUGCUGCCAUAAUAAACGUUCUCUUCUCUUGCAAGAUGAGUCCUCAACACUGGCCUCUCAGCUCAACAUCAUUGGGAAUGCUCCACACCUUCCAGGCAAGCUAUGCUGUGAGAGCCACAUAUCUGGAACGAUUACCCACAGCAUCUGGCUUUGGCUGAGAAUAACAACAACUAUAAUUAAAUGCAUGAGUCAACUGAAAGGACUCAAUUCAACUCUGGGCAUCUGAUACGAUGUCAGAGAUCAACUUUCAUCCUCUGUUACUGGAAGAUACUGGCUCAUCUAUUAGUUUGGAUAUUAGGUUAUGAUUGCGUAUAAUUACAUUGUACAUCUCACAACAAUUUAAGAAACUAACAUUUAUGUUUCUCAGAAAGAGUAUAGUGGUUCUACCACACUUUUACAGUCAUUUGAAUCCUCUUUUUGGUUGUUUUAGCACAAUGGUGCCUGCACUCUGAAACACAAACUUGUUUCCCUUAUCUAUCAUUUCUGCAGCAUUGUUUCAUUUUUUUCAUCUGACAAAAACCCUCAACAAAAUCCAGAAAACUGCUUUUUCCUAAAAUAAAGGUGUCCUUACGCUGAGACAGAAGAUUACAGUGUAGUUGCACAAGUGCCAGCCAAUGAUUUUACAUAUCCCUACAGCUGUCUUUCCCAUGCAUUGACUUCUGUAAUAUAAAGAAAACUUGGCUUCAUUUUAUUGACAUUAAAAUUGAAUUAUCUUUCUCCCUGAAAGCAGUGGCUGCAAAAUAAUCAAACAUGUUUCAUGUUUCAUGGCUGAUUUGUUCUAUAGCUCCAUUAAUUAUUGAUUGUAUUCUUCAUUAUUUCAAUUGGCAUCCAUAAUCUUUGGGGGAAAAAGUAAGAUCUAGAUCUUCAGAACCCAUAUGUGAAAACGUAUUUCCUAAUUUCACUCCUACUCGACCUCAAGGAUCAUAUUAUGAAUUGCCCAUGAAAAUGAUGUUUCACUCUGCAGUAUUUUUUGUUUAAUCUUCUUCUUCUUCGAGUCCGUUGCAAUCUCAGAUGACGUUCUGCCAGUAUCUGGCGCAGGUCACAGCUGGUCGGGUACCGGUUCAGCCAGGUCCUGGGGGCUGCACUGGGGGGCGUCGUCACACUCCAGUAGGUGGGACAUUGUCUGUACUGCUCCCAGUACAGACAAUUUUGUUUAAUAAGAAACAGUGAGGUACAAACUUAAAGGGAUUAAAAGGAUCAACACUUGAUGAUCUAAAGUGGAAUGCAAAGGCCGUGAUGGCUGCUAUUAACUGGCACUGUUAUUGGGUGCUCUCAUGUCUACAGGAGUGACAAAUAUAUGCUAUGUAAUCUUUUCAUUUUGGUUUGGCGCAUGGCUUUUUGGAAUGUACACAAACUGGUGAUUGACUGACACCUUCUUGUAAAUAAACCAUUGAAAUUAGGUCAAUUUUGCUAAGUGCAGGGUUGGCUUUUUUCCAACGUGACAUUUGCCAAAAAGGUCCUGGUGGCAAUGGUCACCACAAACCUAUAUUUGUCCAACAAAUUCUUUUGUCCUCAUUUCCACCUUAUAUUUGUAAAGAGGUCAAAAUACUUGAUAUAAUUCUCACUUGAUCUUAAGGGGCCGAAUUAAAUGAAUUAAUUUUUAAUUGAAAUAUUUUCAUAUUGAUUUUCAGAAUAAAGUCAAGCAUUCUGGUUAAUUAGGAAUGGGAGACCAAACAUUAUUUUUACAUUGGAAUCAUUCCUUUGUAGUAAGCUUCAGAAAACAGAAAUAUUUGAUUUGGUUCUAAUGCCAGCAAGAUGGUGAAUGUUUAACGCUGUGCAAGUCAGUAACCAUUUGAUUGUUAAAGACUCCAAACCUUUAUUGAGGUAGUGGGUUCAAAUCCGGGUUCGGAAAUGUGAACACAUAGACCAGGGCUGCAUGUUGGUGUGGUCCUGAGGAAGUUCAUUUCAAAUGGAGGUGCCAUCUUUCAGACUGUAGCUCCUCUUUCUACUUAUAAAAAUGUAAAAGAUCCCAUGAAACAAAUUUGAUAGAAACCCCAAGAGUUCUUACCAUUGAAACACUCAAUAUAAUAUUCCUUAACUGGUUAAUAUCACCUUGCUGUUUGUGGGACCCUGUCUGUUCAAACGCGCUGCUAUGACUCCAACAGUUCGGCAGUGACUGCAGUUCAUUAGCUGUAAAGCACUUAAAGAGCUGGGGAGAUUUACAAAUAGAAGUUUACUUUCUGUUGGCAAGCUGAAGAGGCAGAAACAUUGAAAUAUAAUUAACAAUGCCAUUUCAACUUAAAUAUAUAUUUUCUGGGAAGAUUUACAGAUGGAAGAGACUGGGUUAAGAAAAAAUAUUCAGGCAACUUUCAGUUCUUAGAACUUGAUGCUCAUGUGAAUAUUUCUGUGUGCAGCUCAUCACUAAACAAACUGCUUUAUGGAUCGGUUCCAAUGAAACCACUGAAUGGACUAUUUUAUCUUCUUCAGGGCAUUUUGCUUGAGGACUGGGUAAUGAAGGAUUAAUUCUGCAAUGCUUUAUUUCCAUCGCAGACUAUCACUGGAUAGAAAUGCUUGCAGCAAAGCCAGUCUCAUCUCUAGUUCAUGUUGCCAUUGAACAAGCAUCAUAAGAGUGCACCUCAUGUAUUUAUCUGUAAUUAACUUGCUACUUGGUACUGAAAAAAGAAAAGAAAUACUUGAAUUAAAGUGGUGCUUUUCACUAUCAGAAUAUCCCAAAGUGCUUUGCAGCAAUGAAGUGUGAUCACGAUAGUAAUUUAAGAACAGUAACAAUCCAAUUUACCACAACAAGUUUUGACACUCAGUAAAGUAUUUCUCUAUUUCACUUACAAUCACCAUCUUCUCUCCAUCUUCCUUGUCUCAAUUCUCACUUCACCUGUUUCUUGAUCUUCUCAUUCUGUCUCUCACUAUUUUUUAAACUUUGCUUCUCUCACUCAUUCCAGCUUCUUGGAGAUUAUUUUUCACUCUCACUUGUGGUUUAAAAUGGAGUUCAAACUCCAAGCUGAACACAUGGAUAAGUUGCAACCAGAAGAGUGUGCAACAGGGGAAAAAUAAUAUUAUGUUUGCAGAUUUAAAGAGAGUUCCUUUUCCAGACAUGCUCCUAUCCUACAUCUGCUGGAAAUUAAGUACUUUAAACAAUACCAUUAACCUCUUGGAAAAGAUCCAUGCAGUUUCCAUGAAAACCUCAGCGAAUGGACUGCUAGAUAAUUUUUAUUUUUCAAGUAUGACGGCAGAUUAAAAUAUUCUUGCCACAUAUUCCUAAGGCAGAGACGGUCUGGCAGUACAACACAGAGCAAAGUGGUAGCAUGGAACAUGGCAUAUCAUAUCUUGUGUACAUUGCCCACAUUAUGCUAGGUUAAAAUGUGCAGAAUGGUCAGACCCUAUGGGAUUAUUUUGUUUCCAUAUGACUAUGGUUUGAGGUUAACUAUAUUUUGCCCAUUCCAUCCCAGUUUAUAAGAUAAAUUACUGCCCUUCAAAUUAUUGUUGGCCACCAUGCACCCAUGCACAGACAGUUUCCCACUGUUGCCAGUGACAAACUGAGGCAGAAGGUUGAUUUAAGAUUUGCAAGGCCAUGGAAGACUAUCUUCUGUCAGGACUAGGGUACUUGCAACAUAGUUUAAAAUAUAGCUUACUUUCAAUGCAAAAGUUUGCAAACGAACCUCGGAAUGCCAGAGAAUGGAAAAUUGUAAUACCAUAAUGGCAUCAAUGGUGAAUAUGUUCACCCACAAUCAAUUUUGGCAGCUGUUUGUCAACAUAUAGAGCAGUGUUACAAUUAAUCACAGGGUACCGAGGCUGUAGAUAAAUACAUACCCCUUGGUUUUACACAUGGUUUUGUACAUGAUUUUGGAGAACUAAUAUUGAGUUGAGUCAGGCUAUCAUGGACUGGACCACACUUCUCUGCCAGGCAUUUUGAUAAGUCAAAUAAUAUGUGUGCAAUACAGGUCUACAAGAAAGUUUUAAAUGAGAAUGGAACAUUUUUAGAGAGCAUGAAUUUUGUUGUACAUUAAUUCAAAUGCUUGAACGCCAAUUUUAUUUUGUGCUGUUGUGCUUUGCUCUUUUAAGUGAAUUUUAGAAAUCUUGCAGAUUUAGAAUAUACAAAUUGAACUUUGUAUUCAUGGAAUCUUCAUUGUGUUUUGUUUCAAUUACUUUUCCAAAGAUAUCUGACGAUGUGGUCUAGACCUUUUCUUGAAAAUUGGCUUAAAGACAUUUUUUUUCAAGGUGUGAUGUCCCCUUUGAGUAUUUGUGUACAAUGUAUUGAUGUUGUGCACAUGUGAUUGGUAUAUUUGUUGAUUCAAAAAGUUGGGACCAAGGUAUCAUUUUUGUAUAAUUGCACAAUGUACAGCUUUGUAAAUGACUGUCCUGAUAAGACAAAAUAACCUGCAUACAAUUCAGAGUCACAAUGGGUGUGUCGGUGAAGCAGACUCAUCUUAUUCUAAAAUAUUGGCAGUGACAAGUAAGAGUAUCCAUUUAGUCUAUCCAAUGGUUCCAAUAUCGGUAAGAAAGCCCUCUUUUUACAUUAACAGUGCAAUAUGUUUUUAGAGGACUAUUCUGAAAAGCAAAGACCUAAUCAGAGUAUGGAUAGCACCAGUGGGGGCAGUGAUUCUGUCGAGUAACAAAGCAUGAUUUUGCAUUUGCAAUUUACAGCACUUUGCACGGACAUCUUCCGCAAAUUGGAAUUGUUUGAACUCAAAAGUGGACAAUGGAGGCCUUGAUCUCAUUGCUGCCUGAUGGAGCAGCGACAGGAUGACUCAUUGAGAAAAAGGCGGAGUGUCUGAUUAACAAUCUGCACAGCGAUAUAUUCUUCCUCUGUUCAUUUUAUUUAAUGAUUACAAUAGGAAAGGUGUGGAGGGCUAAAAAGAUGGAAGAUGCUUGGUUUGCACUGCCUUUUAAUUUUAAGACUGAUUUGGGAAAUAUUCCACUAACACUGUGACAAUUGUGAAAGGAAUGUCUGAUAGCAAAUGCCUUAUCAUGAAAUACUGAUCUACUUUAGAAAUCCACCUUUUAUAUUUAACAUUAAAAUUGUGUGUUCAUGGCUGACUUUUCACAAACAACCUGAAGUGCACUCUUUGCACAGCAGUUUAAAUGAAAAAAAAUCAUGGCUUUAACAUCAGCUUAAACUGAUCAUGAAUUUCACAGCCGACAUCACGAAUGGUACCAACACCAUCAGGUUAGAUAAAUUAUCUCCUGGUGAUGAUUGUUUUUUUUUUUUAAUGUUUAUAUUUUGAGUUAUUGCAGAAUUGCAAUUUGAAAAAUUGCUCAGUGGUUCAGUAUAGUUUUACCAACCCUCCUUUCAGAUGUAAACUUGUUUGUUCUGGCUAAGGCUGCUAUCCCACCCAAACUCCACACUGCUCCCUUCGCCUGCACCCCAUGCAAUAUUCUCAUACCACAAGAAUACUAUUCACCUCGAUAUUAGAUAUAACAGAGAAAGCAAACUUUUGGAAUGUAUAUUCAAUGAGUUGUUUUUGUACCGUAACUGGAUGUUUUAGUAACUAAAUUAAUAUUUCAGACUUUCAUUGAAACUUUGGUAAAAUGGUUAAUGGCUUUCAUAAAAUUUUAUCUGAAACAGUUAUUUGAUAUGGCUGUGAUUUUACUCUUUUUUUAUUUGAUGAAUGUCAAGUUAUUUCUGCAACUGGGAAAUAUGCAUGUACAACAUGUUUUAGAAUACUUUUAAGUAAACAGUAAAUAUAACAGAGAUGUGUCGUGCUUCCUGUUUGUGUUGGGGAGGACAGGUUUAGCAAACCAACCAAGGCUAUUUUAUAGAUCCACUGCCAUGAAAUGCUUUGUUUUUGGCUGGCCUGUGAGUGAUGCCAAGGAAUGUGGAAAAGUCCAACAGCAAUCUUCAUAGGACUCCUUACGGAGUUUCCAAUAUGGACGCAAUGGGCAUAUCCUAUGCAGCAUCUGAUGUCCAAUGUCCCAGCUUCUGUCCCAAUAUGCCUUGACAAAGAGCCCAAAGCACAGAGUCCAUGUACAUUUUCACUAAUUAUAUAGGAUAUGUCUUGUAUGCACAAUGCAUGUGCACUAUCAGCUGGUAUGGCACAGGUAGUUUAAAAACGCAGUAGCUAUGAAAUUAAACCCUGUGGUAUCUUCUGUUUCAGCUUACGGUGUUAAUUUAGUUUCAUAUUCAUGUCUGUUGUGCAUAGAAUAUAGUACAGUACAGGAACAGGCCCUUCAGCCCACAAAGUCUGUGCUGAACAUGAUGCUGAACUAAUACCUUGCUAAACUAAUUUCAUCUGCCUACACAUGAUCCAUGCACCUCCAUUUCCUGCAAAUCAGCAUGGAUAUUUAAAAGCCUCUCAAACACCCUAUUGUACCUGGCUGUAUCCUGCUGUAUACUUUGGCAGCCUUUUUCACAGUCCAUAACCCCAGCAAUAGACUCAUAGAAUCAUAUAGCAUGAAGCAGACCUUUGGCCCAAUUUGCCUAUGCCGGCCAGGAUGCCCAUCUACCCUGGUCCCACCUGCCCACAUUUAGCCCACAUCCCUCUAAAUCCUUUCCUAUCCAGGUAUCUGUCCAAGUGACUUUUAACUGUUGUUAUAGUACUUGACUCAACUGCCUCCUGUGGCAGCAAUUUCCAUAUGCCCACUGUGUGAAAAAGUUGCCCCUCAGGUUCCUAUUAAAUCUUUCCCCUCUCAGCAAUCUUGUUGUUGAUGAACAUAUUUUUUACACAUCUCACUCUGACUGGCACCAUGGGAAGGAUGAUGGCAUAAACAACAUACAUACAUGCUGACUACACAGCCCAAUCCUCUUGUCCUGAUGAUUUGACGCUAUGCAUGGGGAUUCCAUCAAUUACCAUCAAUUGAUAUCAAUCAAUUAGAUCAAUAUUGUAUAUAUCAAUCCAAAUAUAGGAUUUCAUAAGAUCAUGUGAUAGGAGCAGAAUUAGGUCAUUUGGUCCAUCAAGUCUACUCCGCCAUUCAAUCAUAGCUGAUCUAUCAUAUAACCAUAUAACAAUUACAGCACGGAAACAGGCCAUCUCGGCCCUACAAGUCUGUGCCGAACAACUUUUUUUCCCUUAGUCCCACCUGCCUGCACUCAUACCAUAACUCUCCAUUCCCUUCUCAUCCAUAUGCCUAUCCAAUUUAUUUUUAAAUGAAACCAACAAACCUGCCUCCACCACUUCCACUGGAAGCUCAUUCCACACCGCUACCACUCUCUGAGUAAAGAAGUUCCCCCUCAUGUUACCCCUAAACUUCUGUCCCUUAAUUCUCAAGUCAUGUCCUCUUGUUUGAAUCUUCCCUAUUCUCAAAGGGAAAAGCCUGUCCACAUCAACUCUGUCUAUCCCUCUCAUCAUUUUAAAGACCUCUAUCAAGUUCCCCCUUAACCUUCUGCGCUCCAGAGAAUAAAGUCCUAACUUAUUCAACCUAUCUCUGUAACUUAGUUGUUGAAACCCAGGCAACAUUCUAGUAAAUCUCCUCUGUACUCUCUCUAUUUUGUUGACAUCCUUCCUAUAAUUUGGCGACCAAAAUUGUACACCAUACUCCAGAUUUGGCCUCACCAAUGCCUUGUACAAUUUUAACAUUACAUCCCAGCUUCUAUACUCAUAUUCUAUCUCUCCCUCCUAACCCCAUUCUCCUGUCCUCUCCCCAUAACAUCUGACACUCAUACAAAUCAAGAAUCUAUCUAUCUCUGCCUUAAAUAUAUCCACUGACUUUGCCUCCAUCGUCUUCUGUGGCAAAGAAUUCCACAGAUUCACCACCCAAAGAAAUUCCUUCUCAUCUCCUUACUAAAAGAAUGUUAUUUAAUUCUGAGGCUGUGACCUCUAGUCUUAAACUCUCCCACUAGUGGAAUCAUCCUCUACACAUCCACUCUAUCCAUGUCUUUCACUAUUCUGUACGUAUCAAUGAGGUUCCUCCUCAUUCUUCUAAACUCCAGCGAGUACAGGCCCAGUGCUGUCAAACGCUCAUCAUAUGUUAACCUACUCAUUCCUGGGAUCAUUCUUGCAAACCUCCUCUGGACCCUCUCAAGUUUGAAAAACUUCCACUUCCCACAAUUAUUAUAUUUAACAGGUUCAUGCCUAGCUUUCAGAUUUAGUCACAGCACAGAAACAAGCCAUUACGUCCCCAGCUCACACUGACCUCAUGCACACUUACACUAAUCCAAUGUGAAUCCCUUUUUAGAAUUUUCCCCACAUUCGCUUCAACGCCUCAAGAUUUUACCAUUCAUUUGCACUUGAGGGGCAAUUUACAAUGGCCAAUUAACUUUACACUGUGCCUUUGGAACCUGGGGAAAAAACCAGAGCAAGUGGAAGAUGCUCAUGUGGUCAGGGAAAAUAUACAAACUUAGCACAGAGUGAACCUGAGGUCAGGAUUGAGCCCAUGCAACUGGAGUUAUGAUGUAACAUUUGCUGACCCACUUUGCAGCACUUGUUGGUGAAAGUGAAGGGAAAGUGCUGCAGGUGUUUGUGCUUUGAACGAGUAAGAAACAUUUCUGGAGUCUUCAGGGAUUGGUAUUGAAGAGGCCUGGAUUCUUUUAUAACUAUGGUAUUUUAUUACAACUGGUUGUUGCUAACCGUUAGGUUCAAUGGUCGACAUUCCUCAGGAACUUCAGCAUACAGGACAAGAGAAGUGUUUCCACUGAGAAGAGCACCCUGCCAGUGUAAAUAUGCUCUUCUCAAGCUUACCCCCUAGUCUAGUUCAGUCAAAAACCACUGAGUCAAGCACUGGAACAACUAAUCUUUAUUUUUAGAUUGAACAGCAAAUUCCCCUAUACGAUACCUAAACCACCGCGGGUUCGAUCCUUGCAUCUGCCUGACCAAGCCCUUCAUCUUGAUGUAAGAUGGAGCCACCUUUUAUACGCCCACGAACUUUGAUGGGCCAAACUUCAUAGGGGUGGUCCCUUUACAAUCCAAUCAAACAUAUUAAUU